AUGGCCGAACCGAGAAAAGUGCAAUUUGUCACCCUCUCGGCCUUCGCAGCUGGGGCAGCCGCGGAGUCCAGGAAACGCCGGCUGGAGGAGGAGGCCGAGUUCAACUUCGGGAGAGCCAGGGAGGUCGAGGCAGCGACCGGGGCAGGGGGAGGUGCUGCCACCGGUGAUCGCCAUAGGGACACGGCUGGAAGCGAGAAGAAGGCGACGGUGCGGCUCAACCUGUCCCUCUGCGAGCCUGACGACCGCUCCUCUGUCGAGUUUAAUUACGGCGAACUCAUCCAGCACCUCCAGGUAGGAUCCCCCUUAGUUUUAACAACAUAACACGGCCGACUGAGACUCGAGCUGGAGUUCAUUUUAUCGCUGUGGAAAGUGUCGGUGUGGACUUGUCAUUGCUAAGUAAUGGGGUGGGGGAGUGCACCUUGUCCUUCCAUGGACUAGCGAGGCUGAAAGUGACCAUUACUACGCACACAAUAGACAGCAGCAGUCUUUUUUUGGCCACGCAGCGAGCCAGUCCACUCAGUCAGCUUCCAACUUCAGCUGCGCUCUCCUACACAUUGAAAAAGAGAGACCUCUUUUUCUUUCUUCUUCUUCUUUUUUUUGGCACAUAUAUUGAUAAAGCUUAUCUUGUGCUGCUACCUGUGCCCUUUUCAAUGAGACUUGCCCAGCAACAGCUCAGUCACACAGCCAUUACAGCAGUUGGAAAUGCCACAUGCAGUUUGGCCCUGUGGCUGCGGGUGAUAGAUAGAUGAGAGAGCAUUGCUGAUGGAAGUACCAGGAUGUAGCAUGGGAGCAAGGCAAAUGUCAGAGCUGAGGGAUCAAAGACAGACUGCCUCAUUUUGAUCCUCAGCUUCUGAUUUAUUAGUUUUACUGUAUUUGUGGAUAUGUGUGGGAAAAAAGUUUCUUGCAGGGAGUAACAAUCUGAGCUGAAUAUAAAGAAAAGCAUGACUGCAGCAUGUUAGUAAUAAUAAUAAUAAUUAUUAUAAUACAUUUUAUUUGUGGGCGCCUUUCAGGGCACUCAAGGACACCUUACAGGGCAAUUAAAAGACACAUUAGUAGAAAAGGAAAAUCUAUAAAAACACACCAACACAACAAAGUAUUAAUUAAAAAGUUGUAAGUCCGGACUCUGCAGCAGAACAUCUAAUGUUAUUCUUAUGUUGGACAUGUCCUUAGACUUUUUUCUUUAGACGGAUUUGAAGCAAAAAAGCUCUCAGUAUUAUCGGGAUUUUUCUUCAUUUCCUGAAACCAGCGCUGCGCAGUAGCGUUGUGCGCAUUCGGCGGGAGAGUCGCAGCGAGUCGCUGUGAUGACGCUUGGCUCAAACAGCAUAUCCCCCGGGUGAGCUACGCAAUCCCUGAACGCCAAUAGGCUGUAUCAGGUGUCAAUCAUAGAAAACAUGAACGCCCUAAUAACUUUUAAAAACGGAGCUUCACAGAAAAAAGAGGACUUGAGCACAAACCAGUUUUGCAGUAAUUACAUGCCAACAUCGCAAGCAGGGGGGAGAAAAAUUUAUGUUCUGUGUAAUAAAUUUCUAAAAUUUGUCGACAGCUCAUAGGGAUUGCUGGAGGAGGCGGGAUUUAUGACCUAUACUGCAGCCUGUCAACAGAGGGUGCUGUUCUCGGGGUGGCAUCCAUUCUAUAUACAGUCUAUGGUUUUGAUGUAAAGUUAGCUGACAAUUGUGACAUCUUCUCCGAUGACCUUUUCACGCAGAGGCUGACCUGUAUGGACCGAGAAACCGUCUUUAUUUGAUUGUUUGUAACUCUAAUCUCAGAUCAUCUCUGUGAAUGUUUUUUAAUUUAAAAACUUUUUUUGUUUGUUUUAUUUUUCUAGGUAAAGAAUAAUCCUUCAGCUCCGACUUCAGCCCAGAACCCAAAUGAUCCCUUCAACGAUGACGAACGAGAGAGGCUUCAAGUUGAGGCCCUGGCGAAAAAGUUUGAAAAUAAAUAUGUAAGAUAUAUUUCAUAAAUCUUUUUUUUAUUUUGAGAUAAAUUUUUAUGAUAUUAAUGUUUAAAACCAAAACCUGUUUGACAUUGUUGAUUUUAGUAUAACAUUUUGUGACAUUUCAUUUUACACACCCUAGCUUAAAAGUGGAAUUUUUAUUAGCUUUAUUGAUAGAGCGACUGAAGAAAAGCAUGGGAUAUGGGAGUAGAGAGUGUCUUGGCUGAGAGUUGAACCAUUGUCUGCUGGGACAAGGACUGCAGCCUCUGUACUGUAUCUGGGUUGUACACUUGAACCACUAGACCAGUCUGCACCCAUUUAACAAACACUUUUCUCUAAAGUAUUGUGAAUCUGAGAGCAGGUACGACAUAAGUCAGAAGGGAGUAAAUAAGUUUUGUUGUGACAAAAAUAAUUAUGUUAAUUUAACACCAAAAAUCUGAAAUGUCCAACAAACAGAGAGAGAAAAAAACUUAGAGGAAAAAAACCUUAAUGAUAAAAUGUGUUACUGUAAAUAUUUGUUUAAUGCACGUCCAGAUUUUUACUCAACCAAAAAAAAAAAAAAAAGCACCAAUCUGCUGAUUUUAAAAGCUUCUGUUCGCUCAUGUGUUUGCUACAAAGACUCUUGUUGGUUGAAUGUACUCAAUGAAGUCAAACAAAGUACUUUGAUACACCACAACAGAGAGCUUUAUAACAAUUGGUAUUACCAUGUUUCCCCAAUUAGAUAAACAGAUUCAAUAAAUGGGUAAAUAGGGAAAUGUGUCAAACACUUGGAGUGACAUGGAGUUACUUUUUGAUAGUUUAAGUAGCUGGAAUACUGGAGUAUUUUAGUGUUAUAGUUACUGUCAUAGAAGAAGUUAUUUAAAUACAGUACAGGCCAAAAGUUUGGACACACCUUCUCAUUCAAUGUAUUUUCUUUGUUUUCAUUACUAUUUAAAUUGUAGAUUCUCAAAACUAUGAAUGAACACAUGUGGAAUCAUGUGCUUAAGAAAAAAGUGUGAAAUAACUGAAAACAUGUAUUAUAUUUUAGAUUUCUCAAAGUAGCCACCCUUUGCUUUUUUGAUAGCGCUGCAAACUUAAGCUGUCUCUCAAUGAGCUUCAUGAGGUAGUCACCUGAAAUGGUUUUUACUUCACAGGAGUGCCUGAAGUAACCCUGACAAGGUACUUCUGUCAUCAAGAGCAAAGGGUGGCUAUUUUAAAGAAACUAGAAUAUAAAACAUGUUUUCGGUUAUUUCACAUUUUUUUAUAAGUACAAAAUUAUACAUGUGUUCAUUCAUAGUUUUGAUGCCUUCAGUGAUAAUCUACAAUGUAAAUAGUCAUAUAAAAAAAUAAAGAAAAGACAUUGAAUGAGAAGGUGUGUCCAAACUUUUGGCCUGUACUGUAUAUAAGUGUAAAAAGAUGUCUGUGAUGCAUUCAUGAAUGAAAGGACACAACUAUAAUACAAGGGACCGCUUUCCUUUGUUUCUCUUGAAAGAUCAAUGACUAACAUAUAGUAUGUGUGUUGGGACUAAAAGGACAAUCAUUUUUUUAUGAUUGUCAGAAGGCGUUUUUAAGGUGUGUGUUGAAGAUAGAGCACAUGCCGUUAAAACAGUUUCUGUAUGGAGAAAGUUGACAAAUCAGAGACAAAAGAUUUCUUUGAGGGGGUGUCAGGAUUUUCAUGGGGAUCAAAAACAAAUCUCUCAACUUUAUAUGUUAAUGUUUUAUUUCUCAGGGUACCACAGGAAAGAAGAAGAGAAAGGACAGGAUGCAGGACCUGAUCGAUAUUGGCUUUGGCUACGACGAGACGGACCCUUUUAUAGACAACUCCGAAGCUGUAAGUACCCCUCACUUCACAAUAUUGAGGUGUGUUCGCUUUUGUAUAUUUUCUUCCCCAGGAAGUGACUUUUAUGUAGUCUGAUAUGCGUCUUCCUGCCCUCCUUACAUGGAGGGCUGUGAUCUUUCUUUUUGUCGUUUAGAGAGUGACAUUAUUCCUCUGUGGUUAAAUAUUUAUUCCCUUACUUGAAGUUUUGAUACAGUAGCAUUUCUAAAGAUAGAUGUAUGUCCCCUCUUAUAAAAACUUAAGACUCGAGUACUAAGUCAUCCUCAUGACUCAUGAAUGUAUACAUGCUCCCUUUGUCCGCGCAGGGAUAUGUGCCUAUUGUUGUUGUUGACAGUCUUUUUUGCUCGGUAUUCAGAGGAUUUCUCUCUCUGUCUGACUGUAAUCGCUUGAAAAUGCUUUCUGUAUGGAUUCUCUGCUAUUAUAUGAUAAUUGCUCUGUUGUUUUGAUGGCUGUCCUCUCCUCACUCACAUAUUUGCAGUGCCCGCUUGACCCUUUUUUUCUGUUUUGAUAUGCUCAGUAAUGGAAAAAUAUUUCAUCUGUGCCCUGAGGGGAUUGUUAUUCUUUUUAGUGAUUUAUUUAUUUUGGCGCACAACAAGUCAUCCAUUCCCACCGGCCAACAGUAGAGCUCAAGCUGCCUUUUGAGGUGUUUACAAAAAACGUUAUUAGUUACUCCAUAUCUCCUCAAAUCCACAGACAACCAAUGCUUUUGUUGCAAAGGAGGAUUUUCUAGGUUCAUGUAAUAUUAUAUCAUGAACUGUCUUCCUUUGUUAUUUCUCUCAGUAUGAUGAGCUGGUGCCUGCGUCUUUGACCACAAAGCUGGGAGGAUUUUACAUCAACACUGGCACGCUGCAGUUCAGAGCGGCCUCUGAUUCCGAGGGAGAGGAGGACAAGGUGAGAAUACCUCAGCGGGUUCAUCUCUAAACAUGAAGAAAAUAUUGAUAUACAGAGUUCAAACUUGCAUAAUCAUUUAUCAAUGUCAAAAACAAUGAAAAAGACAUUCAGGUUACCCCUCCCUGCUACUUUAAUCCCUCAAAUUUCUCAUUGUGAUUACCUAAUGUUAAUAAUACUUUAAAUAUCUGCACAGAUUUUGCAUGUUAUCAUAGUCACUGAGUGUAUUAGCCCACAGCUGUGUAUGAAUGCAGUCCCAGAGGGUUGGAAACAUGGCUUUAGACUCUUGUUUUGUCUUAUUUUUUCUUCAUGCACCAAGAUCCAAAUGAAAAAAAAAAAAACAAAAACGCUAAAUAUCCUUUGCCAAGUUCAGCGAGGCAGAACAACACUGGGACACUACAGACAGAUGGUGGAAAAAGAAAAAAAAGUUGUAAUAGUGAUUGUGUAACAAAGGAUCCAGUUUUUUUUAUUUUCUGGACACUGAGAAGUCCGAGCCUCACAGCCGACCCUUACUUAUUUAGAGGGGGAUAAAGCGUGGUUACCCACUAGUGUUGUGGGGUAAUUCAUUUUGUGGGUAAUUGCGGUACAGCGCGAUCCUGACAGUCCUCAUGCUGCAUUUGAUGUUUUCUUAAUAGAAGCACGUUCUUCAAUGGUUUGAAAGAUUUGAUGUGAAGGAAAUAUUAGUAAUCACCAGAUCAAAAGACAUCUUCACUGGUAUAUACACACACACACGCAGAUGAAGAGCUCUGCAUGUGUGCCUCAAACUGAAAUUGAUCUUUUGCCUUCUCUCUGUCGUCACCUGUUUAUUUGAGGCACUGAGUGUUUGCGCUCUUGUUUCAGAAGCUGAGUAACAACAAGGAGCAGGUGAUUAAGAAAAGGAAGAGGAAGGAAGUAAACAAUCUGGAAGAGAAGACCCUGAAGAGGAACAGUGGGCCUAAACAAGGGUGAGAAUCUGAUUUCUUGGGUUUGUAUUUAUUGACAUAAUGACUGAUCGGCUGUUCGGCGGCUCAAACUGUAAAUUGUCCCGGUAUCCUUAAAUAAAUAGACCAUUCAAAUAUUCUGUUUCAUUCAAUAAUUCAGGAGAUAAAGCAAAGCUGUUAAUGUCACAUUUAAAUGUUACACACACGCGAUUGUGAUUCUUUUUGUUUCAGUGCCUAAUGAAAUUUCCCUUUUUGUCACCUGUGGAUUUGUAGGACACUAUGAAUAUGCAAUGACACACUUAACUGUGCUGAUAAUCCACUACCCGGUGUGACACCACGGUCCUGUCCUUUAGUGUGUAUCCUCAUACAUCCAUUGUGAGGCGGGGGAUGCUGACUGUGACUUGCUUUGAGUCGCUCUGACACAUCAGCCACCUUCGAGGAAACACUGCAUUAUCCAUGCUCAGAUGGGCUGCAUACUUCAGGCGCCAUUCUGAGCAAAACUUCCAAAAAUAGCCGCAGCGCUUGCCAUUGGACCUUUGCGAUCCAGAUGAUGUUCUAUUUGUGCGUUUCUGUUUUUAAGAUUUCCAAGUAGAACGCAGGUAAAUCUCUCAGAGCGUCACUCCUGCUAACAUUUCUGAGUUGCCUUCAGUGAAAACCUUAGUUAGCCUGUAAAUAUGCACCCCGUGUACAGAGGUUAUGCCCCAAGAGGGUUCAAGUCUGACCUGUGGCCCCUUUCCCAUUUGACAGCCCGUGCCAUCUCUCCACAUUUCCUGCCCAAUCCUAAAGCCCGACAAUAAAAAAAAGAUACCAGCCAAGCAUCGUGCAUGUGACUGUGUUCUGUUUUUCCUGUUAAAAACAAGGUCAUAUUUUGUUUUCCUCCCACAGAAUGACAGCCCUCCAUCGUCCAGAGAAGAAGAAGAGGAAGAAGCUGAUGAAGGACUCGCUGUAUCUGGCUGCCAUGCUCCGCCGCUUCACCCGAGAGAAGGAGGACAUGAGGAAAAGAAACCCCAACAUGGCUCGCCUCGCCCUGGUGGGAGGCGCAACCAACAAACCAUCCUCCACCUCAACCAACCAUCUGUUAGCUCCUGACUCUGCCCACCUGCAGGGCAGCACAGCCGGCAAUGACCUGUCACUGGGGGACCUCACCUCAGACCCUGCUGUGAUGUCACUGCUCGGCUCAGCCAAUGAGAAAGAGCUGCAGGAUCUUCUGGGCGAUCUGGACUUCAGCCUGCUGGAUACUGAACAGCAGCAUGCUGUGGUAGCCGCGAGGGAAAAUGGCAUUCUGGGAGUCGGUGUUCCAGCUCAUAAAGGAGCAGCAGGAGGAGGCGGAGGAGGCCUAGGGCGAGGUCUGGGGUCUUCCAGCGGCCUGUAUUCCCCACCCCCACUGCCUGAUGGACUACCUGCUCCUCUUACUAAACGCAUCGAAGACCUGCGGGCAGUGAGUCAACUGAAACCUGUCUGUGGGCGGCUGCAAUUACCUGUGAAGCCUCUUUACUGAUGAUAAACACAAACGCUAGUCAGCUCAGGAAGUGGCACAAAAUGUUUAUUAUUGUUCAGUCCAACUGGAAAAGUCUCUCCAGAAGUAGAAACAGAGCUCCAGGCCGAAUCCUGAGGGUUUUUAUGUAACCACAAAAGCAGGGUUUGCAUCACAGCCUCAGAAGUUCUUAUUUUCUUGUUGCUCUUGUAACUCAGUGCCACAGAGUCUGUCUGAAGUGGAGAGAUUUGUUUUAGGUGGUAAAGUUUUAGGAAAAGGGAAAUGAAAAGGAUGAUGCAAGUGAAAGAUAUAGAGGUGAAGAAGAGAGGAGCAAGGAGAGGGGAGAGAGAGAGAGAGACGUAGAAAAUUUGUUGUCAGCAGAAUGUUUCCUCCGAAGAUAACACGCGAGUGAAGGUUGAAAUAUUCAGUUUAUGGUUGGAGUGUAUCUUGAAAAAACCUGAGCUUCACUUUAGAUGUUGGACCUCCAGUUUGGUUCAUAUGGGAAACAAAGCGCUCGUUGUUGCCUCUGAAUUUGCAUUUUCCCUUUCAAAUCAGCAUUAUGUAAAGCAACAAGCGUUUGUGAACACAGUCUAACUUAAAACCUGACGGAUGCACCAAUUUAUCAGCUGAACACUGAUAGUAGUUGUAUUUGACAUCGGCCCAUCAGCAGAUAAUAUCACAUAUAUCUUAUCUUUGCCUUGAUUGCACCAAUUACUUGUGGCGAUCCAGGAAAGAGGGAUAUGUUGCACAGUAGUCGUCUUUUGUUUGACAAACUCUGAUUUUUUUUUCUCAUUCUGAUGUCUGAGAGUAUCACACUAUCGUAGUUGUAACACACGUACAAGGAGCACUUUGAGAGGGACCUAGCAAGACUCAAUCUAUAUGGAAUCUCAGCCAAAAAAAAUCUAUUGGCCCUGGUUGUUCUGAGCAGUGCAUGUAGUAGGUGGUGCAGCUACUUUGUGCCUGUGACCUGAUUUAAACGGAAGCCUUUUAAACUCUGCAUUUUCACAACAGCGCUGGAACAGAGCUCCUCCAUCACAGUGCUUUUGUACUGACAUGCCGCACUUCAAAACAGUGUAGUGUUAAUGUCCUAGUGUGUGUUUUAACAUUGCAUUACGAUUUUGCAGAAGCGCAAGAGGCACCGCUUGUAAACACAGAGUGAGAGCUCUGCAUACACACACACUCAGACGUGCACAUACACACUGACACCGUCUUAUCCCCCAUUCCGCCUCUUGUCACCACCUAUGAGGGAGUACCAGAGACGUAACAGGGCGUAAAUAUCCUGCUGUAAAAUGGCCGUGUUUAAGAGCCUUCUAACUGAAGAAGUUCAUAUGUAACUAUGAGCUGAAUGUCAAGCUUGCAAAUUGAAUUUUAAUGAUAAAGGAGGCUGGAGCUGAACUUCCUACACUGCAAAUAAUGAGGAUGGAGAUGUGGAAACAGGAGGCAUUUUAGAUUUAAAGUUAAAGGGAUAUUCCGGUGUAAUUUAAGUUGUAGUCAAACACACCGCAACACUGAGUUAGACACCCUCUUGAGAGAUAAAUGUUGCAGACUGCUUGCUUCUUUAGUUAUACCAACUUCAGCAACAAUUGCACAAAUAUCAAGCACAGUGGUCUACAUCUUUACGUGCAAAACUCAACCAAAAAGCCACUCUAUAGCCACAAAUAAUGCUCAGAACAGCACCUAACUUCAUCAACAUUACAUAUAGGGUCCCAGCCAUAGUACUAGCUACCAAACAUCUUUCUAGCUUUGCCUGGUUUCUUUGGCAAAGAGACUAAACACAACUCACCUACUCUCUUCCAGCAGCCGCUUGUUUGUGGGGGAGCCCUGACGAGUCGAUCACCAAGUGCAGAGGAUCAUUUUCAUGAAGUAAUAAUCAUUUUGCACUGCAGAUGUGGUAGUUUUUCUGCCAUAGCAUCUUGGUCUGAUUGUAUUUCUAUGAAGUAAUGAUCAUAAAUGUUCUUCCUUGAGCUGCGAAACUCCGCUGCAGUCGGUGAUCAACUCGUCAGGGCUCAGAGAGUGUCUAACUUGGUUUUACGGUGUGUUUGACCCUAACUUAAUUUUACGCCAGAAUAUCCCUUUAAAGAAGGAUGCUCACUGUGGACGACACAAGCACAACACUUCCUAGUUUUAGAUUGGUGCACUCACUGGCUGUUGCGUUGUACCACCUUGGUGAUCUCAUAGCUCUGGAGAUAAUGGUUAAAGUGUCAGGUGAAGGUUAGGAAUCAGAUGGUAGGGCAGUAAUGAAGAAUUUUGUGUCUGUCAUUAACCAAACUCCUCUGUGGCUCAGUAUCACAGAUAUAUGUACAUGUAUUUCUGCUGUAUGGAAGAGCUCCGGUAUGCUGACUCAACCUUUUCCCCCGCAGGCCUCGCGGCAGUUUGAUCAAGAGGGCAGGAAGAAAUUUUUCACCUUGGACAUGAAUAACAUUCUCCUGGAGUGAGUAGGACAGCCUUUAAGUCACUGUCAGCCAAAUCCCAGCUCCCUCUCUCCUCCUCCUCCUCUUUCAGCAUUUCUCACUCAUUUUCAGCAGAUUUCCCUCGCCACCUCUCCUGCUGUCUCACGCUGUUUAGUCCUUUCUCCAUCACUCGCGCCCCGUGUUAAUGACAUGCUCCUCAUUUCAAUUUCUUCCUUUUUUGCAUUCACACUCCUUUAAUUCUCCCCCCCCCCCGUCCUCUUUCUUCCCCUCAGUAUCGAGCUGCAGGUCCAGGAGCAGCCUCCAGAGGUGCGUUCAGGCAUCUACUCACACAUGGAAGCAUUUGUGCCGUGCAACAAAGAGGCACUCCUCAAACGCAUGAAAAAGCUGAGUCUCAACAUCCAGGUGAGCAAGUUGGCAAGAGUAAUUUUUGGCACACUUUUAAAAAAUAUUCUUUUACUUACAAAAAUGUCAGAGUGUAAUUGUGUCAGAGUGACCUUGUUUAAACAGUUGUUACAGUUUGAAGAUAAAAAGUGAAGGACGAAAGCGAAGAGGAGUUUCUUUUUCUAGUGACAGUUUCCUUUUUACUUUUUAUCUGACUUUCCUUAUUCUCACCUUGCUGUGUUAAAUACUAUAUUCUUUAUUCUUGACAAGAGUCAUGAAUCUCAAACAGUUAAGGCAAUGAUCUGGACAACCUAACAACACCUGCCACGCGAGUCAAAUCGAUCCAUGGAGAGGAAGUACAGCACAUUUAGUGUACUUUUCUUACUGUUAUCUCUUCCUGUUGAAAGUCCCACAACCAUGUUUCUUUCUCAUAGCUUCAGUAGACAGCGUGGAGGAUAUUUUGGAUACUACUCUUGAUUUAUUUGGAGUUAACACACAGACAUAAAACAAAGAAAACAUCAUUUGACUUGACCGUAAAUGAAAGCAUUCAGUUUAUGUUAAUUGACUCAAAAGAAAGCUGAUAGGAAAAGCAUGAGGUAACAUUUGGCUGAUACUGGAGUAGGAUGAAUGAACAGGUGUACGCUUUAGUAGGAGCCAUUACUGUUGUUCCCAUAUCGAAUGAUUUAAAGCGCUACACAUCAGCGCAUGACCUCCUCACUCUGCAUCCUCAAAAAAGAUCUGCUUUCCAUUUAUUUGCUUACAUAACAAAUAGAUGCAUUAACAUGAUAGUUGUGAUGGUGCUCAUGGGAAAUGCAGUCUUCAUUCUAGAAAAACACUUCCAGUUUUGUCGCCAGCACCAACACUUGAGAAGGUUUAUCCUUGUCAAAGUCAAUCCACUUUCUGCUCCCUUAAAUUGAGUCAGUUUUUCAUUUUCCAUCAGUCUUUAUUUACGUUUUCUACAGUUUCAUCUGAUUUGAGAUCAGACAAGACUGUAGAUUUGUUUUUCAUUCAUGUCAGAACUUCCUGUUUAUGAUCCUCUAAUUUUCAUUGCAUCACAGCACAGAUUUUUAACUCUCCCCUGUGGUUUGGAUGACCACACACAUGCUUCUCUCUUCAUGGAGGAUUCUCCCAACAAACAACAAAUGAAAUGAAAUACUUUCCCAAGUGAUACCCAUAAACUUUCUAUCUUCUGAACUGGAUAUGUGUUCGCAUAUUUCUGAGCAGCAUUGUCAGCCUCUGAUGUCUCACCUCAAAGCCGGCCCUGCAGUUCCUCCACAUAAUUUCUGCCUUUUCAUGAAGCUUUUAAUCCCCAGCCGUUUUCACUGCUUCAGAUGUUCAUGUGUGGGCUGGUUCCAGUGAAAACAGGCACUCAGGUGUCUUUUGUCACGGACUAUUGAAGAAGUGUUGUCGGCUUCAUACACGGGCAUAUUUUUGCACUUUCACAUUCUCUCACCGUUUCUUUUACUUUCUCGGUUUCGUCUCUUAUACCAUCUUUCUCUUUUGUUCUUUCCUUGUGACUUCCUCCACCUCCAUCAGCUCCUGACUUCGACACACAAACCCGACCUCUUCUCUCACAAUCUCUUUCUCUUUUAGGAUGACCGACUACGGACGCCUCUCUUGAAGCUAAAGUUAGCAGUGUGCAGCGUGAUGCCGGAGCAGAUAGCCAGAUACAACAUGGACUGCAUGGCAAAGGUUGCUAAGUAAGUAAAUCCUUUUAUUGUUUCUGAAAACAAGCGAAUAAGGAGAAAGUCGAGGAUCUUCCCUGUUUGUCAGGUUUGAUUUUUUUAGUGGCUGUUGAUUUAUUUACUGAUUACUUUUUACCAACCAACCUAAACAAACAUCUGUCUACAAAUUCACUCUGGCACCUUGUUCAGUUCUCAAUGAUUGCAGCGUAUUUGUCAAUGUGAAUGUGAAUGUCAGCUUUAUUUAUAUAGCACAUUUAAAAACAGCCAGUGGCCUACCAAAGUGCUUUACAGUAAAAUAGGCAGAGACAAUAAAAACAUAUAAAAGCAUAAAACAAAAAUAUAGAUGAACAUAGCAAAUAAAUAAAAUACAUAAUAAAAGUAGCUAUAUUUCCCCUAAAGCUAGAGUGAACAGGUGCGUCUUCAGAAGUGUUUUAAAAGUGGAAAGGCUGUUAGCAGUAUGCACUGUCAGGGGUAAAGCGUUCGUGAAUGUGUACAUAAGUAAAAAACUACCUGGUAGGACUGUAAUCAACCGAAGAAAGUCUUGGUCAAUGAAAACCCUGAAAUUUGACCGAAAAUUGACUAAUGAGGGUGGUGGUGAGUGUUUCGACUCUGAAGGUAAACCCUUCUGCGGCGGGGGACAACGUGGCUCGGCGGUUUGAAAAUAUUCUAAUAUCAGCACAAGAAGGCAAUUUAACACGAUAAAAGUUGAAAGGCUCAAAAUAAAAAUAAAUAUUCAGCAAGCCACCGGACGUUGAUUAUGGGGUGCUCUAUAAACACUCUCAUUAGCACUUGGUACGUUCCUCCUGAUGAAAUUAACCACAGACUGUAAAUUGACGCGGAAAAAAUCGAGUCGACUAAUCAGAAUUUUGGUCGACUCAGCACAUAUCGACCAUUAAUGCGACUAGUCAACUCAGACUUUACAGCCCUAGUGUACAUAACUGAAUCCUACCAGGUGUCUACAGAAUUUUUGUGCAUCUUUGCAUUUUAAAAUUGUUUAAUGAGACACUAUGAAAGAGUCAAGCAGUUUGUUUGUAAAUGUUUGCAUGUACUGUGUGUGUCCCGUAUAAGUGACGGUGUGUGUUUGCGUGUGUGUCCUGCAGGCAGCAGUCAGAAGAAGGGGAUAAGAACGGAUCAGAGGAGGAGGAUGAGGAGAAGCCCGGGAAAAGGGUCAUGGGCCCUCGCAAAAAGUUUGUCUGGGACGACAAGCUCAGGUUAGUUUUGGUCGGAGCGGCUGCUGUUGGUCUGAUUCACUAUCACACCCCUUUGUUUUCACGUUUCCUGUUACUUUUGAACCCAGUUAGCUGACAGAGCUGAUACCAGCCUGACAACAUAGGGAAAAAAUAACACCCAGAAUCCUUUUGAAAGAAACAAAAGGGGGAAGGAUAGUGAUGGAGUCAUUAACUUUUCCCAUGAGGUGGGUACCGUCUGGAUAUUUUUUGGGGGCAACUUUUGAUUUUGUUUUUCAUAUUAAGUUAUUAAAGCCUCCUAAGUACAAAUAGAUUUAGCAUUACACUGUUUCAGAGCAGUUAAAAAUCAGGGCAAUAACAAUCACUGAGAUAUUGUUUUUUUUUUGUUCGUCAACACAAUCCCGAUUAUUAGAAUAUACCUCAAAUUAAGAUUCUUGUUUUUCUAAAUAGCCUUUGGCAGAUAGCCUCCAGCGGAGAUGAAGAGACACCAAAGUUCUUUGUAACUCCACGACACCUGAUCUUUAUUUAUUUACUUUUUCAGUCACAGAGUUUUGGGGCUCCGAUCCAGUCAAAAACCAGACUCGGCUUAGUUUCCCUUUGAACAGCAAAGAGCUUUUUCCACCUUUAUGAGCAAAACUCUCCACAAUAGAUCCUUCAAUAAAGUUGUCCUUAUCUUGUCUUAUCGUACAAAACCCUAAGAAAAAAAAAGACAGUUUAUUUCACUGAGGAUGACUGAAUGGAAAUCCUGCAUGGAUGUGGAAAUCCUGAGUAAAAAGAGACGGUGUGAACAAACAGAAACAAGACCUUGAAAUGAAACCUUGAGACUUACUCUCAGCUGCUUUUCAAUCAUCGUUCAUUUUUAAACAGCUUUCAUGUUUAAAGGGAUGUCUCUCUCUCUCUCUUUUCUUUCCAAGUCGUUACCAACUCAUUCUCCAUGAAGAAUAACACUCUCUUCAGUUAUUAUGAGCUCAGCACCUGCAGCCCACUUUAGACUUGAAUACUGAAUGGUUUGUACUGAAUUGAUCAUUUUUCCUUGUGUGUGUGUGUGUGUGUGUGUGUGUGUGUGUGUGUGUGUGUGUGUGUGUGUGUGUGUGUGUGUGUGCAGGAACCUGCUGUGCAGUUUGGUGCAAGUGAAGCUGAGCUGCUAUGAGAUGGAGAACCAGUGCUCUUUGUCUGUGGAGGACUACCUCAAGGCUUUCUUGGAGAAUGAGGUUAAACCACUGUGGCCCAAAGGCUGGAUGCAGGCCAGGUGUGUGUAUGUGUGUGUGUUCAUUUGUGUGUGUGUGUGUUUUCAUUUGUGUGAGUAGUUAGUGUAUAUUUACCAUGAAACAAUCAUUUGGUAUGUUAUUGUCUUUUCAGCACCUUUAGGUUUUAUUUUUUUUUUAUAAUCCUGAAGUGCAGAUGUUUGGUUUCCCUUUUCUUUAGUGAAGGUACUUUAGGCUCAAACAUACAGGAUCUGUAUUGAGUGCGUUCUGUCAGCGUUGCAUGUCACGUAGCAAAUAGGUUGCCAUUCUAAUCAAUGCAGCAUCGCAUGCAGGACACGUAUCAGCUCUGUAUCAGAGGCGUAUCGAGCGUGGCUCUGCUGAAGAUAUGCACUGAGUCUAUUUUUGCUGCUCUACGCUUCCCUUGUGCGUCAAUCUACACAGACAAAAGGAUUCUAGACAGGAAGUCAGGCACGAAAACUGUGUAUGUCAUCCAGAAUUUCAAAAUAAAACACCAUAUGAGGACUCCCGACUGUGUAGAUGAGAAAUACUUCCUGGUUGUGGAUUUAUCAGUAACACAGAACAAUCCGAUGGUCAAUCCCUGAUCUAUGUGGACCCCAACAGGACUUUUAACUGCUUACUCUGUCUGAAGGGAACAGCACAGCAUAAAGGAACAAAGUUAACUUUAGUAAACACGAGUAAACCUGCAAAAACCCGAACUUUAAUAUCACGUUGCUUUUUCACAUACAGUGGAGGCUCAACAGUCACUGAAUUACAUCCCAAUUAGCAGGAAAUAGACCACAGAAAGGCAAAAACAACCUGUUGUGAGCAUGUUUCAUCUAUACUGAACCCAGCUGACUGGGGCUGCACUACGCUGCUACUACGCUCCAAAUACGAAUCCUGUGUGCAAUAGAUAGCACUGCUGUACAGAGCAGGGACGCAACGCUGACAAAACGAGCUUAAUACAGAUCCUGUAUGUUUUCAGCUUUAGACAAACAUAUACCAACUUUGGGUAAUCAGGGUUUUUUCAUGCUGUUAAUCAUUAAUUUACUUUUUACCCUGAAGACUGUUCAUUUGGUUUUUCUACCAUCAACCUCAUCAUGAAUCUGAUAACUGUAGCCUCCUUUUCACAAACCAAUCACAGCUGAUCAGUGUAAAAUACAUCAGCACUCAUGCACCAGGUUGUUUGUGUCAAACAUCAAGAGUUUCAAAGUUCGGUAUCAUUGCUAGGUAAGUCUCUGUCUUGUAGUGUGUGCUACAGGAAGCUUUACAGGUCAUAAAAGUAACUACGGUUAAUAAAUCAUUUUCUUUUAAGAGUUAUUCCUGCUGUAAAUAUUGUUUAUGUUAGGAUCUCACAUGAUUUUUCAGUCUUGAAAAAAAAGAAAAACCUGAUAAUUGUGGUAAAAAAACAAACACAUUAAUGCAGCUGUUCUUGUCCUCUGAGAGCCUCAGCACUGUGUGUUUAUCUUUGCUCUGUGUUUCAUAUACUUUAGGAUUCUGUUGAAGGAGAGCCUUUCUGUUCACUGUCACCUAACUGGAAAUCUGUGAGUAUGAACUUUGUUCCGUUUGAUCAUAUCAAUAGCUCAGGAGUUUGUCUGAGGCUGGGUGUAAAUACAAACUGUAAAAAAGAAAUGUUCAAAUUUUCCGUUUCAGAGCCAAGAGGAGGAUGGUUCCUGGGCCCAAGGCCAAAGCUAAAGUGAGUUUCUGCUCAUGUCCAGAACUUGUAGUAACAAAACUAUUGACCCAGGUUUUUGUACGAUAAUAGUUUAAAAUCUACUUUAGUUAUAACUAAUAAAGUUAUUACAUAUUUGGGGUAUUUAUUGAGGUUUCUCAGACUGUUUGUGGAUACCGGUACUGGACCUCUCACUGACUAUUUGUGGUCUUUUCUUUAGGAGGCUCUUUGGAUCCACAAACCACCUCUCACCGUGACCUCCAACCCGUCUCUGCUUACCUCCACUUCUGCUCUGACCUCCAACCGCCAACUCGGCUCCUCGUCUUCGCCCCCUGAGCCCAUAUGUUUGUCAGACUCCCUGGAUGAUGAUCUGACCGCUCCCUCUUUGGACUCGAUCUCCCACGCUCUGGCCCUCCUCAGCAAUGCAUCCAAAGGCCUGGGCCCAUCGGACAGCCCCUUGUCGCCUCCACCCCUGCAGAUCCCCACUUCCUCUCCUCCCCCUGUGACCCCUCACUACCCGUCAGCCUCUCUGCUCUCCGCCUCGGUAUCAUCCGGGACACAGCAACAUUCCCUGUCAAAGGUGGAGACGGCCCACCUGGCAGCUGUGUCAGCUGGAAACUAUUCCGCAACAACAACGCUCCAAACCUCCUCUUCUACCUCCUCUUCCUCGCCUCCAACGGUCUCCUCUAUGGCUCGUGUGCAGGCAGCAGGGCUGUCGCUGGCUUCUAGGACUGCAAAUGGUCCCUAUGGCCCAAUCAAAGGGUCCGGCACUAUUGGCCAAACACAGACCCAGAGACUUAUUACCAUGACUUCACCAAAUCACAGGUCAAGCUCAGUGAUAGCAGGAAGUGGCAAGUUGCAUCCACUCCCCUCCCCGUCACCUCCUAAGCAGAGACCUCCUCCCACAGCUUCCCCUCUGCUGCCCCCUCAUCAGAAGGGCUUUGUCAGCCCGGUGGGCAUGCUAGGAACUAUGGCAGCGCCUCAAGGAAUCGCAAAGAGUGGCGCCAAAGGUGGCGGCAUCAUUCUAAACGGCAGCACGAACAGCAGCCUCACACCUUCUUCCUCCCCCUCUUCGGUGUCUCGCUCCAACUCCACCACUAACCUGCAGUCCUUCUGCCCCCCAUCUCCCGUGUCGUCCUCACCAUCCACCACUCCCCACACUUCGCACUCCUCUCAAGGUAAAUCGCACACGCAUCAUCAUCACCAGCCCAACUUCAUCACACCCAUGCAGGCCACCCUCACAAAGUCCUCCCACAGCAGCAACUCCUCUCCAAUCAUUAAGCUCACGCCUCGGCCUCCGGCGCCAACUCCGCCUCCCUCUUCCUCCCCCUCUCCGUCAUCCUCACCCUCACAUCCGCUCCCUCAUCAAAUGGUCCCUACCCAACAGCAACAACAGCAGUACUCCCCCAAAACCCCCAAGACUUUUCGGCCCCCCUACAGCGUGUCAAGCUUUGCUGGAGGCCAGAAAGUUCAGUCGACCACAAGCAACAGUAGCAUCAACAACAACAGCAACUCCAACAGCAACAACAAGGGAGGAGUGUCUGCUGUUUGCAGCCUCCCGGACAAAUCUCCUUUGCCUCCUGCACCUUCGCCCUCGGCUAAUCACGGGCAGAGGCAGAGGAUGGCGGGCGGGACUAAUCAGAAUUCAAAGGCAGGAAAUGGUUGGGCAGCUUCAGGAACUUUGGCCACACCCACGACAACAUCACACCUCUCACAGGUGAGCUUGAUUCAUCCAGGAAAUAUUCCUUUAAGGUCCUUUCACACAGGGACCGUUUUUGUCGUGCGAUUAUUUCGGACGCCAAUAUUUAAUUUCGGACCCGUAUCCUGUCAAUACAAGCGUUCACAUCAGCAACGUUUUCCUGUCCUGCAAUAUUUCGGCAUUAAUUUUUUUGGAUCACAGUCGAUUUUUCCAAAGUUUCGCAUACUGUGUGUCCACUUCUGACCAAUCAGAUUUCGUGUUGUUGCGACAUCAGAUUCACUGCUAUAUCCAACAUGGCCGACCGGCUGAGAACAGAUUUCUUUCUGAUAAAAAAACUCAAAUAUUACAAAGAUAACGACCUGAAGGACAACAUAGCGUCGGAUUUCUCAUAUGACGAUGUUUUGUGUGCUUUAACAGUUUGCUAACAGUCUUUGUUUUAACUUUCAUCUGUGCUAACGUAAGCUAACAGUUGUCACCAUAGUUUCAUGUGCUUAUCUUAUCGCCUCUGAUUGGCUAUAAGUGCUGACCGUUUGGCUUGAGCGUGUGAUGACAUUUUCAGCCAAUCAGAGGCGAAGGAGGCGGGACUUUCCCCGGGAAAAAGUCUUCCCCGGGAUGCGUCUUUUCCCCUCCGGAGAGUCGCAAAAUCGCAUCGGGCUUGAUGCGUAUAAUCAUGCUUGUCAAAAUUCUAUUAUUCUAUUCUUCCCUAUAUAUUCGCGUCGACCCCGGUGUGUGAGGACCUUUACUGUGUUAGAUAAUGAAUCUGCUGCUCUUAACUUGAAAUCUUCUUUUAUUGCAUCUUGUUUUUGCAGGUCUCAACAACAGGCACUUCCCUCCUGGGCAGCCCCUCUGCUUUGCCGCUGGGCUUUGGCAUGUUGGGGGGCCUGGUGCCCGUCUCGCUGCCCUUCCAGUUCCCCCCGUUGCUCAACUUUAGCCCUCCAGGAGCGCCAGGAGCUGCUGGCAUGGGCUCAGCCCCAAGCUCCAACUCAGGAUACCCCUUAGCACAGAGUGACCUAAUGGGUGAGUGGGCACACCUCUUCUUUAAGCGUAUUUUUCAUCAUUCGUUAUUUUUUCAUUGAUUGAACAGAAAGGUUUGAUCAAGAGGGUUUAGCAGCAAAGUUACCCUGUUUGAUACAUUGAAACUGUUACCGUGGAUACUCUUGUUCCUCAUUGAUUUCAUUUUUGUAUGGAGCCGAUUACUCACAGAGUUACUCGUCAUUGUAUGAAUGAAGUUGGAUACUCACCAGUAAAAGACAGAGUGACAAAUUGGAAGAAUUGACAUGUUGGUAUUUCGAUGUUUAAAAACCAGCUUCGGUAAAUCUCAGUGCACUCAUGUAGAAGGAAACCAGCUCUAAGUCCACUUCGUCGGCUCUGUUUCACAUCUCACCGUGACACCCUGUCUCCUUUUUUAUGAGCUAUUGUCGUCCUCCUUUGUUUUCUCCGUCUUUUUUCUUUUUCCAUCUUCUCCACUUUUUAUACAUUCGCCUCCUUUCCCAUCCUCUCCUCAAUAGCUGCGUUUACAUGGGCACAAAUGCCCGAUUGAAAUAAGUCGUCAUGUAAACAUGUUGAUCGGACGAUUCUGAUCCAAUUCGGCUCAAUCAGAAAGAAAUUGUACUCUGAUCAAGAAGGGUGGUUUAUGCCGAUUGUUAUUCCGAAAUGCAUCCAUGUAAACACUUAUUGCGAUUGUGACUCUCUUCCCUGAAUCGAUCUUCACUCGUCAGCCUUUGGUUUAUUUAUUGAGGUCAGUACAGGAGGUUUCAUUAUUAACACUCUGGCAUAAAACACAACCGCAGGUGUCGUGUCUGCUGGAAUGCUUUUCUCCUGAUUCGAUUCUUCUACGAUUUUUUGGAUGCCGAUUCAAUUUAAAUUGCGAUUCUACGAUAUUGUCAAUUUUCUCGAUAUUUAGUUUGCAUUUUUAACUCCAGUGAAACAGUUGAAUGAUUAUGAUCGUCUACUGACUAUUCUGUGAACCAUAUUUCCCCAAAAAAUACACAUCAUAUGUAAAUCAGUUUUUUAAUUCUUAAAUUUGAAAAAAAAAUCGAUUUAAAAAUUGUAAAACAAAAAGUCACGAUACUUAAAUUAAUUGAUUUUUUUCUCCCACCCCUAGUACAUACAGCCUAAUGAUGCCACAUCUGCACGCACAGUGCAACCUUUGACAGAACAAUAAAAUACGUGAGCAAGGGCGCCAUCUAGUGACAACAUUUAAAGGGGGAAAAAUUCUGAACUGGAUGGAGUGAGCCACUGCCGCGUUUGUUGACAGCACAGGCGUAAAUACAACUCUUCUUCUGCGGUUGUUUUAGCGAGAUUAGACAACUCUGCGCAUGUCCAAAUGCUUCUUAUCUGAAUAAAGCUUGUUUUAUGUAUACUCAUGUCAUGAUCGGUUUAUUAUAAACAGUGGAUUCAGAUUUACAGAUCACUCAAAUUUUUAAUCGAAACAAGAAAUUUGGCCCAUGUAAACAUGGUUACUGUUACAGCUGGUCUCUGGUCUUCUCUGUUAUCUAUAUUGCUGGUCUUAUUGUGUCCUUCUCCCCUCUCACCCUCCCUCCAUCUCUCCUCAGAUCUGUAUAAGAGUCUCCAGUCAGGGUCACAGGUUGCCCUACCUCCUCACUUGCAGCUUGCUUUUUCAGGUAAUCUGCAUUCCUCUUCCAUCUGUGUGUCACGUUAAACUUUUCGCCCUGUGCCCGCCUGCUGUGUUUUUGUCCUCAGUGUGUUUGUCUUAACUCUGAAAGAUGCAUGCUGUUUUCACUGGUUUGAAGAUUACACAGUGAGGAGAUGGUUCUUUGACAUUUUAAUCUUAAAUUUUAAAGUUUAUUUAUUUAUCUUUCCCUUUGGAUGAAUUUGGUUGGUUUUAUAACUUGAACUAAAGGCUCACUGACAGUCAGUCUCCUGGAUUACUCAGCACUCGGGUCAAAGAGCCAUCUCUCCAGAUUUUCAGUCCCAGGAGGUGCCUGAACUUCUGCCCUCUUUUGACUCAGUUUUGUGUGUGAUGAGCCUCUGAAUGUACUUUAUCAGAUCUCAAUAAAUGGAAUAGUUGUUAGAAAAAAAUCUAAAAGAUGAAAGUGGUCUGGAAAAAAAAGCUAAAUUAUCAGAUCAAAGAACUGUAAUAAUUUAAUUCUAGUCUCACUGUGAAAAGUCCGCAUAAUGCCUUCAUCUUAGUCAUUUUAAAGUCCCAGUUUAAGGAAAUAAGACUAUUCAGUAUUUUAAAGCAGUCACAUACACUUUUAAUUUUCAUCCCCGCGAUCAGGGAAGCUAUGGUGACACUUGGGUCAGAGGGCGAGUAGCGCCUGUGAUGCAUGAUUUGAAUGAAUCCAGAAUAUAACAAUAAUUGGGCUUUUCACACUGAAACUUAAAUGAGGGAAAUAGAUGCAGAACAAUCAUUUAACAUGCUUCUGUAAAAAACAUUUAGAAAAAUGUGGGUAUGAAGGGGUUAAAUAACUCUUGGUAAUGUUAGGACUCUCCUAACAUCGUCCGAUUUAUUGUAGUGUUAAUGAAAAACUUAAUAAACGACAUUGACACUAUCGGGAGGAGCAACACACCUCCUCACAAAACUGCUCAACUUUUCUAUUAGAAUUGGGUCGUUCGCGAACGAUUCAUUCAAAAGAACCGAAUCUUAAAAGUGAACGUACUGAACCGAAUCACUUCCUUCAGUGAUUCGUUCGUUCGAGAAACAGCAUUGCCAGGCCAGCAGCCGGCGAACAAAGGACCACAUGCACAGACACCUGGAUCACUUGGCGAACGAAUCUCUGGAAUCAUUUUUGUCAGACAAAUCUACAAUAGGAAACAGCAUGUAACAAGUAAUGCAACUGAAUCCUGAACCGUUCAGCUGUGUAUCAGUUCAGGAGUUCGGAGUCGCAGGCUUCUCCUGCUAAAUAAUUUGGUGAUUUGGUGAAAGAAUCUUUUGAACAAAUCUUUUUAGUGAACUGAUUCAAGUGAUUCAGUACAUCUAAAAGAACUGCCGUGCCCAUCACUAUUUACUAUCCUCUGCACAUAGAUGCCAACCAAAGCCAGAGUGGAGACAUGAAGAGGAAACCCCACUGA
Messenger RNA from Xyrichtys novacula (pearly razorfish), 21303 nucleotides. The record is from the annotation of a GenBank genome assembly. Lineage: Eukaryota; Metazoa; Chordata; Actinopteri; Labriformes; Labridae.